AGCCGUCCCGGCUCCGAGGACGCGCCCUGGCCCCUCGAAGGGCACCGUCCCUGCCGGGCGCGGGCCUGGCGGGCAAUGGCGUGCGUCGCCCCGUCCAUCCCGACCAUCGCCACUGGAGCGUCGAACAUGCGGGUGUUCGUGAACAACGUGGAUGGCUUCCUGGCAGGCGCCAUUUGCGCCGACCUCUGGAAGCUGGGGCCGAGGCUCGUCGGCACCCGCAAGGGCCGCUCGGACGAGCUGGUGCCGCCGAUGGUGCAGAGGAUAGUCCCGCGGGUCGAGGUGCGCGAGCUGCUGAAGGCCGUCGCCGCCUGCGACGUGAUCGUCUACGAUCUGCACGACGCCGACCUGGAGGAGCUGGAGCUGGUGCUGCGGGCGCUCCGCGCCUCGCAGCUCGCGCACGACGUCGUCUUCGUCCUGGUGUCGUCGAUCGGCGUGUGGGCCAGGACCCAGGUCGAGCACGAGGAGGUUCCCAAGGAGCCGCCGGUGACGGAGCCGCCUGCCGCCGAGGUGCCCGCGGAGCCCGAGCCCCCGAAGGUGGAGCCCGAGCUCCCGAAGGUGGAGCCCAAGGCGACCGCCAAGGCGAAGGGCAAGGCACAGGCACAGGCUGCGCCUCCAGCGCCAGAUCCAGCGCCUGCCGUGGAGGAGCCAGCGGUCGAGGUCGCGGUGGACACGGAGCCAGCAGCGCCCGCCGCGCCUGUGUUACGGCCGCGGGCGUUAGUGUCGGAGGACUACGUGCGCCGCGUACCCGCGCCGAAGUUCCAAGAGUGGAAAGCCAUUGAGACACAAGUGUUGGCGCUGAAGGACAAGCCUGGCGUCUAUCCGUACGUUGUGUGUUGCGGGGUCCCCUACGGCAACGGAGAGGACGCCUUCUUGGGCCUCUUCAGGGCAGCCUGGCAGAAUCUGCCCACAUUGCGAGUCAUCGGCGGGGGAGGAAAUUACCUCCCGCUGGUGCACGCUCGCGACGCGGCACGCCUCGUGAGAACGGUGGUGGAGCAGAGGCCUCGCUCGGAGUACCACCUGGCCGUCGACCGGGGUGACAUGACGCAGCGCGCCCUCGUCGAGGCAGUGGCGGAAGAGUUCGGCAUGACCGAACCUGUCCCGUCCGUGAGUAUCCCAGAGGCCAUUUUGGCAGAGCUUGCAGACAUACUCACCCUGGACUUGCGGAUGCUGCCCAGCUCGCUCGUGGAGCCGCCUCCGAGUGUCCAAAGCUCCUGUGACAGUGCUGAGGCCACAUCAGACGGCGGCGCUGCUCCAGAUCCGUCAUUCCGGUGGUGGUGCGAGCAGGGGUUGGCCGCGAAUAUCGGCAAGGUCGCCGCUGAGUUUUGCAGUUGGCGCUGCUUGGACCCGCUUCACAUCUGCAUAGCCGGGCCACCGGGCACCGGGACGGACGAGUUGGCACAGCGGCUCGCGAAACAGUAUUGCGUGCCCGCCUUCAGCUUCGACCGACUGGUCGAGGAGCAGCGCAAGAAGCAGACCCCGCUGGGUACACAGCUCGCCCAGGCGAUGGACGAGAUCGAGAAGGGCGCCGCGAACCCAAAGUUUGCGGGCUCCCUUCUUUUGCCGCCGCCGCUCGCAGCGCAGUGCGUGGAGGAGGGCCUCAAGUCCAAGCCUGCGGCGUUCCGCGGGUACGUGCUGGCGGGCUACCCGCAGCAGGCCGAUGACCUGCUGGCCUUCUUCUGCGACGAGGCGCCACCGCCGCCGGCCGUGGAGGCGCCGCCCGUGGAGGAGCAGCAUCGGGGGGCGAUGCCGCGCCGCAGCCCGCAGAGGAGCAGCCCCCCACGAUCCUGCUGCGCGCGUCGGCGGUGCAGGACGCCGUCGUGGUCUUGUCGGGCUCGGAGGAGAGCUGCGCCUCUCGGCUCAAGGGCAGGGGCAGCGUCGUGACCUCCGAGGGCCUCGCCAGGAAGAGGAUCGAGAGGUGCGCUAGGAGAACCCGCCUGGGGCGGCGCCUGGAGAGGGGCUCGCCGGCGCCAUCGCAGGAGGGGCUUGAAGGGAGCAUCCUGGAUCAUCCACCGAAAAAAAACACAGAGAAUGGACGUCCGAGCGAUGGCCAGCGCUUCAGUCGGCUCGACUUCUUCGCAGCCGGCUGCGUUCGGUCCGUUCGGUUCCGUUUGUCGUGGCGCCGCUGCGCCGUUCUGGGCUGCCUGCGGCCUCUUGGUUUUUGAGCCCGUUCUCAGUCUUACUGUCACUCUGGACGCC
Molecule: messenger RNA, 2196 nt
Organism: Prorocentrum cordatum
Lineage: Eukaryota; Dinophyceae; Prorocentrales; Prorocentraceae
Source: the annotation of a GenBank genome assembly